Hyaloscypha bicolor E is the source of this 846-nucleotide messenger RNA. RefSeq names its product radical SAM enzyme. The transcript has 2 exons. The annotation marks the transcript as partial. Lineage: Eukaryota; Fungi; Ascomycota; Leotiomycetes; Helotiales; Hyaloscyphaceae. Gene Ontology annotation, molecular function: 4 iron, 4 sulfur cluster binding; catalytic activity. The record is from RefSeq and is a predicted model, not a curated record.
GAAACUCCAGUCUCGGUUAACUACCACUUCUCCCGCAAGUGCAAUUAUGAAUGCGGCUUCUGUUUCCACACCGAGAAGACCUCCAGCAUCCUCCCACUGGACAAGGCCAAGUGCGGAAUGAAGCUCUUGAAAGAGGCCGGGAUGAAGAAGCUCAAUUUCGCAGGCGGUGAGCCUUUCCUAUAUCCCAUGUUCAUGCGUGAACUUCUCCGCUAUGGGAAAGAGGAACUAGGGAUAGAAAGUAUAAGUAUCGUGUCGAACGGCUCGAAGAUCACCAAGAAGUUCUUGCGCGAGAACGCCGCGUUCAUUGACAUCCUUGCUAUAUCCUGCGAUUCGUUCGACCCAGAGACAAAUAUCAAGAUCGGAAGAGGCAGGAGUGGAGAGAACGUGGAGCAACUAACGAAAGUCGCCAGUUGGUGUCGACACUUCGGCAUCAAGUUCAAAGUCAAUACCGUUGUAUGUAGCCUGAACUGGGAUGAAGAUAUGACUUGUCCGAUUGCACGGUUUCAGCCCUUUCGAUGGAAGGUCUUCCAGUGCCUGAUCGUCGCCGGCGAAAACGAUAAUGAACAGCGCAAGCGCGAUGCACGUUCGUUUCUCGUAAGCAACGAGCAGUGGAAAGCGUUCUGCGACAGGCACAAGCACCUGAAAUGUUUCGUGCCGGAGAGCAACGAGAUAAUGAGAGGGAGUUAUUUGAUUUUGGACGAGUAUAUGCGCUUUCUGGACAAAGGCGAUGGGGAGGAGAAAGCGAGUGAGAGUAUCCUAGAUGUUGGCGUGAGGAAGGCGAUGACACAAGUGAGGUGGGAGCGGACUGCGUUCGUGGAGAGAGGCGGAUUUUAUGAUUGGACUAAA